UUGGACAUUCAGUGUGCGAUAUCCCGGCGGACGGUGCAGACAACGUUUUCGCCUCACACGUUCCGAUCAAAAAACAUCCAAAAAAUCCUAUGCAAAAAAUAAACACAACUAACCACCUUUAAAAACUGCAAAGACCAACGCGAUAAAGUUUUCAAUUAAACUUGAAACAAUUUUUUUAUUGUGACAAAACAAAAAGUACAAAAUUAAAGUCAUUAUCAGUACAAAAAACAUACCUCAAUCAGUAGUUAAAAAAUACACGUGCUAAAAGUGCCCACACAAAAGUUUCCCAAAACAGAAAAAAAAAAGAAAAAAUCGAAGAAAAAAACCCAGUGAAUUUACAAAACCUCAAGAAAAUACAGCUGAUAAUCCAUAUCAACGGUCCGGUGACUAAGCUCAACCUCUCAACCUCAGCCUCAGUCCUUCUACCUACUACCCAACUACCUACUUACCUACUACCUCUCACUUAACCCAGAACAUCCUGGCCCCCAGAAACUACGGACAUUACGACGCACACAUCCUGCGACACACACACGGCGCCCCAACAUUCCCCAUAUUUUCAAUACAAUGUAAACCAAACGAUUCUCCGGAUUCUUUCAAUUCUUGUUCCGAUUUAUACUUUUCAUACAUUCUUAAAUUAAAAAGAAAACAAAACGUAGGCCUACGUAAUACUGAAAAGCAAUCAAUGCACUUUCCAUAAUUCUUAACUUAUUAACUUAUUUAUCUAAAAUAAAACAAUUUUGUGAUAUCUUUUUUGUGUUUAGCGAUAGGUUAAAAAACAAAAGAAAAAAACCAAAACAAAAAGUAUGCAAAGCCCAUAGACAAGUAAACCUUAAAAAAAAAAAAACAAUAUUUAUUAGAGCACAGUUUAUGAUUUGUGUUAUCCGUUUAUUUUCCGUUGUUUUAAAUUAAAUAAAUAGUUUCAAAGCUUAGACACUCAGGAUUUAGUUCAAACAUAGUUUAGUCGAUGAGUUUCAGUUGCGAAUACUCGCUUGAGAAUAGGCCUCCGCACACGAACAGACACUCGCAUGCACGCCAACCGUUUGGGGCUGCUCUACACCGACACGUAAAGACCACCACACACGACACGACGUCCACACACACGCCAAACCAAUGCUAAAAUGUCGCUGCCCAACGAUCAGACAAACUUGCCGCACAAUCCCAGCCAGCCAGCAGCAUCCACAGACACACCAUUCACAACAAGAGGAUCAACACCAUCCACACCAACACCAUCCACAAAAUCCACACAAAAUGAGCUGAAACACCGCCUGACGCCAUUGAAUGUGCGUCGUUUAUCGGGAUACGUUAAUCCGCAAGCGAUCAGCGAUAAUGCUGGCGAUGAACCCCCGCCCACCACCAUUAACAUUGGCCUCUUCAACAACAAUAACAACAAUAAUACAAAUAAUAAUAACAACAACAACAACAAUAACAACAACAACACAGCAUCAACAACGCCACCAUCUGCAUAUGCCACACCACCAAUAUACCAACAACAGUUGUCCACACUGACAACAACAACACCGCUAGAUGUGGCACCGGAUGAUAAAUACAGAUUGUUUACCAUUUUCAAUGGAAACGAUCCCGACAAUGAGAAAUUGUCGGGCCUACCACAUUCGACUACCGGUUCACUAAGCUCAAUCAUCACGACGUCCAUAGCAUCCUCCGAACCGGAUCCUGGAGCGGCGAGCGGCGGCGGCGGAGGAGGAGGAGCGGGCGGCGGCGGUAGUGGCAAUGGCGGCAUCGGAUCGGGAGCCCUCGUGGCAGCGGAUGCCUCCAGCAUCGCGGGCAUUAAUGGCAGCUCCGAGGAGAAGCUGGCGCUCAAUCGACCCGGCAUUAAGCAGGAGAAGUGGACAACCAUCCUCCUGCAGGUCUCGAUCCCCUUCUUCCUCGCCGGCAUUGGAACUAUCGGAGCUGGAAUUGUCCUGGGACGCGUUGAGAAAUGGUAUGUCUUCAAGAAUGUGAGCGAGCUGUUCAUCCUGGUGCCGGCGCUUUUGGGACUGAAGGGCAACCUGGACAUGUGCCUGGCCUCGCGGCUGUCCACGCAAGUGAACCUGGGCAACAUGACCAGUCGGCAGGGCGUGAUCCGGAUGAUAGUGGGGAACAUAGCACUCGUUCAGGUCCAGGCGACGGUGGCCUCCUUCCUGGUGGCCAUGUUCGCGGUGAGCGUCGGUGCGGCGAUGACUGGGGAGUUCUACUUCGAGAACAUGAUGCUGCUGACUGCCUCGGCCAUGUUCACGGCCACCUCGUCGUGCUUUGUGCUGGACUUUGUUCUGGUGGCUGUGAUCCUCUUCUCGCAGAAGUAUCGCCUCAAUCCGGACAACCUGGCCACGCCCCUGGCCGCCUCCAUUGGCGACGUGGUGUCCAUCAGUUUGCUCUCCUUUAUCGCCUCGCUGCUGUACGAUCAUAUCAAAACGCACCUGUGGAUCACGUUCAUCGUGGUCACCUGCUAUUUGGUGCUGCUGCCCAUGUGGGUGAUGAUCGUGCUGCGGAACGAGUACACGCGACCGGUGCUAAAAAGCGGAUGGGUUCCCGUCCUCUCAGCCCUCUGCAUAAGUGGUCUGGGUGGCCUUGUGUUGGAUGCCGCCGUCGAGGUGUUUAAUGGGUUCGUGGUGUUCCAACCGAUCAUCAACGGAAUUGGUGGCAAUCUGGUGUCGGUGCAGGCCAGCAAGAUAUCCACAAUGCUGCACCAGAGCUCAAUUAUCGGGAUUAUACCACCGCACACGCAGAUAUUCGAGUGGCCCUGGCGGGCGCUCUUCAAAGGAGUUCCCUAUGCGAAGACAGCGAGGAUACUUAUUGCCAUGUCCAUCCCCGGCAAUAUUCUGUUCAUCUUUGCGGCUGACUAUAUCAACUACAGCACCUCGACGGUCACCUGGGUGUUUGUGUUGUCCUACUUGACCGCCAGUUUAGUGCAGGUGAUGCUGCUGCUGUACAUCGCUCACAUUAUUGUGCACGCGAUGUGGAAGUGGAAGAUCGAUCCGGAUAACUCGGCCAUACCCUAUCUAACGGCCUUGGGUGAUCUGCUCGGAAGCAGUUUGCUGGCGGUUGCCUGGCUCUUCACCAUGUCGGUGGGCAUGCAGUAUGGAUCCGGAAUGCAGACCCUCAAUGCACCCAACUAGAGUAGCCAACGAAACGAGAUUGGGAGAAUGGAGAAUAUAGAACGAUAAUCAACAACAAGGCAGCCACACACCGCAAACACAACCACACAAUAUAAAGAAAGAACUGUUAUGUACCUAAAAGAAAUAUAUAGAAAAAUAGAAAUUGUACGUAUGUAUAGCCUCCAGUUCCCAAAAAAAAAAAAAAAGAGAGAAACCUCCCAACACCAAACGAAAACGGAAACGGAAACGAAAACGAUAAAGAAAACGGAAACCAAUAUAAACAAAGCGAACUAACUUCUAAUAAUGCAUGUCGAAUGUUCGAGGCGAGAGGCAUCGAGAGAGAUGAUAUCCUUUUACAUUGUGUCCUUCUUCACAUGGCUUUUGCUUGUGUUCCUUUUGCUCUACCGAUAAAUUUUUGUGCGAUUAUGGUAUAAAUGCAGGCUAUAUAUAGGCAUGUAUACGAUGUGCAUGGCCUGCUGCGUAAUAUUUUUUAAGGCUUUUAGGACAAUAUUAUACACAUUUAAAAAAAAUAUAUACAUUGUAUAGGGAGAAAAAAGAAGACGAAGAAUAACUAAAAGAACAUUUACGCCACGCAAAUUGUUUUCUCCCACUUCGGUUCUUGAUUCUUUCGCUCUGGUUUACCUUAAGCAGCCAAAAAAUAAUUGCAAAAUAUAGUCUUAAAUAGAACCUACUUAAUUCCUUAAUUUACACGUAUCAACCAAUUAUGUAGUAUUAGCGCAGAUUUGAUUUUUGCAAGUCUGGGUUUCGAUUUUGUGUGUGUUUUUUUUUAAAUAUUACUUUUCUCAUUGUCCCUUUUCUAUUUCCCCAAAGCCCCCGUGCGAAUGAGAAAGAAAAGCAAUAAUUAACGCGCGAAAAAACGAUAUUUAUUAUUGCAAAUUAGUUAGGACGAUGGGAAGUGUAUGCAGAAGUUUGCAACGUUCUGCAACAAAAAGUGAACAGGGAAUAAAACGAUGAGAAUGAGAGACGUUCUGAAAGGAAAUGUGAUCGAUAUUUAGUUAUAACAAUAAUAAUAAUUAUAAAUUAAUGAAAACGUAAGAGAAAAGGCAUCAAUAUUGUGUAAUACUUGAAACAAUAAUACCAAUAAAAUAAAUAUGUUGGAAUAAACGAAAUCAAACAAAAUCGUUCA
Molecule: messenger RNA, 4239 nt
Organism: Drosophila ficusphila
Lineage: Eukaryota; Metazoa; Arthropoda; Insecta; Diptera; Drosophilidae
Product: solute carrier family 41 member 2
Exons: 9
Coding region: 1119-3113 (664 amino acids)
Biological process (GO): monoatomic cation transport
Cellular component (GO): plasma membrane
Molecular function (GO): monoatomic cation transmembrane transporter activity
Source: RefSeq, a predicted model, not a curated record